Zeugodacus cucurbitae (melon fly) is the source of this 4290-nucleotide messenger RNA. RefSeq names its product myosin-G heavy chain (gene inaF-D). The record is from RefSeq and is a predicted model, not a curated record. Lineage: Eukaryota; Metazoa; Arthropoda; Insecta; Diptera; Tephritidae. The transcript has 3 exons. Bases 1443 to 2513 code for a protein of 356 amino acids.
AGUUGAGUUCAGUUGCAGUUUGUUGUCGCGUCGGAGAGCACAUAACACUGAAAUUUCGGCAACCAAAAACGGAUUAAAAAUUUUUGAACAGCAUUUUUUUUUAAAUAAAUUUUAUUACGCAAAAACAACAAAAACAAAAAAGAAAUUAAAAAUAACAAUAAAAAGAAGAAGAACGUGUGAAUGAAAAACUGAAAAUCGACCAAAAAAAAUAUUAUUAUUGAAUAUUGAAACGCACAACGAAACGUCGCACAAACACAACGACACACACACGCACACAUAAAUUUCUACUUCAGCUGUAUUAAACGCAUAAAAAUGGCACUCACACACACACUUACAUUUAACUAUUAAUAAGUCGAAUAUAAAGAAAGCGAAAAUUUAUGCAUUUUAAAUACAUAUAAACACACACAAAUAUAUGAAGGUGAUAUACUCGUACAUAUGUAUGGUGUGCACUAUUGACAUCAGCGCAAAAAUAAAAACAGUUGAAACACCGAAAUGCAGCGACAAUAAAUAAUAAACUUAGCGUGUAAUAUUAAAUUCCAAUUCGACAACAUAAAAACGCGUUGCCAUAACGGUAUAUGCAGUGCCCAUUUGAGUGUAAGUGUGCGUGCAGAGCAUAAUAACUGUAAAUUUUGAACAUAUUGUCGACUUUAAAAUGGAGAAUUAAUUAUUGAGGAAAUCGGUUGCUACUUACACGUAUAUCCACACUCACACACAUCAAAACUGAACAAUCGACACAAUUGCAUUUCAACGAGAGACUUACAACAUAUCAAAAGCAUUACGAGCGACAAAUAAAAACAAAUGCAAAGCAGAUAAAAGGAGCAUAGCGAAGCGAUAGAGGAUAAAUAGCAAUUAAUUGCAGUAGUUUUACACAUAACAGCACUUUACAACAACUUUAGCAGCGAAAACUAAUAACAGCGAAAACUUUACUGACGACGACAAAAACAACAAAAGCCCAACAGCGACAGCUGAACUGAAAUAGGCGAUAAAGAGAAGAAUAACAACAACAAUAACGGUGAUAAUAAUAAUCACAGAGCAAGAGCAAGAGCAAUUUCAAAUCAAACAACGACUACUUUUAAUCCUUCAAGAAACACGCACACACACACACACUCACACAUACGCAAACGCGUACAUACGAAACUGAUAAACGCAUAUCGAAGCGCACAAAAUACAAGACCAAUUUCGCGUUAGCGACCACACCCACACACACCGCCAACAACUACAAAUAAGUCAGCAAAAAGAAGAAGAAGCAGAGAAGUGUUGUAAGUGUAGCUCUAAACCAGCACAACAGCUGCGCUUCUCGGUGUGUCGGUAAAAACUUAUCCGUUCUCGUUUGCAAAGUCGCGCGCUAAGCGCCACGCAAAGCCACAAAACUGGAGGAGCACGGCAACGGCAGCGGCAGUGGCAGCAACGGAGGCGGUGGCGGCGGCAGUGCCGGCAGUGCGAUGAGUUCGAAAGUCAGUUCGCUGGAGGAGAAAGUGAAACUCCCGCCAACGGAGACGAUAAGCCGGUGUUAUCAGCCACCAGGCAAGAAUCGCAAAGUCAUACGCAUCCUCACCGUGGCGGUGUAUGUGUUGUGCGUCUCGUUGGCGGCGAUUAUGUUGUCGCUGUACUACAUCUUUAUUUGGGAUCCAACUAUUAGACCCUUUGUCACUAAGGGCAACCAAUGUGACAAAAUUGUGAUACCAGAGAAAAUCGCUAUACGCCUACUCAACUCAUCGGAAGUCACCGCCGAGCAAUUCUACAAACACAUACUCGAACAAUAUCGCAUACUCAAUCAGUUGCAACUGCAGCGACAACAAUAUCUACAAAAACAACAUUUGCAUCUACAACAACUGGCAGCGGCCAAUAAAUUUCAAGAAAUCUUCGCCACAGCGACAAUAAUACAAGCGAAUCCCAAUGAUCCGUUACGAAAACCGAUUACACCAACAAAUGGCACCUUCCUACUGGAUCCAUCACAAACCAUGGCAGUGAAUAGCAUCGAACCACGCAUACCGAUUUUGGAUACUGCGCAAGCGCCCAUACCAGUGCUGGCACCCGCAUCAGCGCUGGCCACAGCGAUCUCCUCAUCGUCGUCGUCGGCAGCAGCAAUGGCAGCGGCCAGCGCGAGUAACGGACACAUCAAACGCAAGUCGCAUCGCAAACACUACAACAACAACAAUCAUCAUCGGCAUACAUCGCGGAAGAAUCAUCGAAAGACCGUUGCUGGCGUUGUGGGUAACGGUAACAACAAUGCGGAUAACUAUAAUAACAGCAACAACGAUUAUGAGCCCGAACCAUUUGUCGUCGAAUCGCCACCAAUGAAUCCGCCCAUCUUGUCUGUGGUGCAAGAGCCCUACACCCAACUGCCCAUACCGUUAGUGUUGAAUUCGCGCGAAGACAAACGUCCAUUAUACUAUACGCAUAGCGAAGGGCGUAGGGGCGGCAAUGGGGGUGCGCGAAAGCGGGCGGGUGGUUACGAGGUGCAGACCUAUAUGAAUCCACUGCUGACCGGCGAACUGAUAUUCGAAAAAUAAAUUGGAAUGAAGAUGAAGGAGGUUCGAGAAUCGUAGAGUUAGAGGGAGUUAUAAGCAAAAGUAGAGAUGUGAGGCGGAGUGAGGUUAGGAAGAUCUCAAAAUUUUACUUUAGCGGAAGGCAGAGCAGAGAAGAUUGCAGAAGACACGCAUAAAGCAUUGAAGAAUGUAUGUAUGUAUGGUGUUUGGUAGGGUAAAAAACCGCAAACUAUUUCGUAAUUGGCUCAUAUCAUAGGUAAACAACAAUUACAACAACAACAACAAAUAACAAAACUGCCAUUAUUGCCGCCCCCCAAAAAAGCAAUGACCGCAGCAGCAGCAGCAAGCGUGCUUACAAAGCGCAUUUUUGCGGCGACUGCGAACACAACAACAACAACCACAACAACACUUAACUAUGAAAAAACCGAAAACAAUAAGCAAAGAGGAAACAACAAACAAACUAGAGCAUAUAUAGUAAAUUUUUGAAUGUGUAGCAAUUAGUGAUAAACAAAAAAAUAACAGCAACAAAAAACCAAAACCAAAAAAACCUGAAUAAUGAAAUAUCGAAAAAAUAUAUAUGUAGCAACAACAAAAAUCUUAUAUAUCCGUAUACCCAACAACCAAAAUACACUUGUAAUCGUCUGUAUGUACUGUUUAUACUCGUAUUGUAUGUUUAUAUUAUAUAUAUAUAUAAUCGACAAAAAAAUUUAAAAAUAUAUAAACCUUCCCGCCUAAACACCAAAUUCACACUCACACCAGUUUAUAUAUGUACGUAUCGGAUCAUAUGGUUCGUAGCACAUUUUGAGCAGCAUAAGGAACGCAUUUACGCAUAUGAAACGCAUGAAAACGCAUUAACACGCAUAAUAACGCAUACGAAAACGCAUGAGAACGCAUAUAAACGCAUGAAAAUACAUGAAAACGUAUAUAAACGCAUGAAAACGCAUGAAAACGCAUGAGAACGCAUUGGAAAUGCAUUAAAAUGCAUGAUUAGGCAUAAGAAGAAAUACAUAUAAAUGCAUAAUAACGCAUUAAAACGCAUGAAAACGCAUGAGAACGUAUUUAUUGUUCAACACCAACGCCACAACCACCACCACUCGCUAUCAACUUUUCACACCUUUCACUUCGCCUUCACCAACGCCAAUAGUCACACACACACACAGCCUCACUUAAUCACUAAAUCACUUAGCCACUUGUUCAAACGCCAUGUUCACCAACACCACUUUCUCACUCUCACCAACACACACACACGCGCGCAUUUACUAGUGAAGAAUUUAAUCACCAAAUCAAAUCAAGUACACCACCAACAAUAAUAAAAGUAAAAAUAAAAAUACAACAAAAACAAAAAAUGGAAAGAAUAUAACAAAUACUAAAAAACAACAAUAACAAAAACAAAAGAUCAAAUAGCAUAGGCUCUUAUAUAUGUAUGUACGAUGUAUAACAAAAUGUAUGUAUGUAUUGUUGAAUUAGAGACAGAGAAGUUCGAGAAGCGCGAGCCUUAUAAACAAAGGCGCAAAGUGGUCAAAAAGUAUCAAAAUAGUAAGGAAGCAAGCAAUAAAUUAAUAGUUGGAGAAAUGCUGAAGCAUAGCACACAAGAAAGAAUUGGAGAGGAAUGGAUUAGGUACGGAGCAGCCGAAAUUAUAGGUUCUCAUAUGAGUGUGGUAGUACACUUCUUGGUGUAUGUGUAUGUGUAGGUACUUAUUUUGGAAAUGUACUUGUGAACUGCAAGCGUAAGCCUUUACUUUAACAGCAUCAAUGACUUGCAGUUUGCAAAUAAAAGAAAAUGCAAUGAUAAUAAUAAAAA